Molecule: messenger RNA, 1920 nt
Organism: Manihot esculenta (cassava)
Lineage: Eukaryota; Viridiplantae; Streptophyta; Magnoliopsida; Malpighiales; Euphorbiaceae
Exons: 4
Coding region: 1-1920 (639 amino acids)
Molecular function (GO): RNA-DNA hybrid ribonuclease activity; nucleic acid binding
Source: RefSeq, a predicted model, not a curated record
AUGGAUAUCAGCAAGGCCUAUGAUAGACUUGAGUGGGGUUUCAUUCGGGAUAUGCUUCUUCGGCUGGGUUUUGCGCAACAAUGGGUUGCUUUGCUGUUCUCUUGUAUCUCCACUGUUCGUUAUUGGAUCCUGCAUUAUAGCAAGCAGUUAGGCCCUAUUGUUCCUACAAGGGGAUUGAGGCAAGGAGACCCCUUAUCGCCGUACUUGUUUAUUCUUUGUGCUGAGGGGCUUUCCCGUCUCCUGCAAAAUUAUGAUAGCUUGAUCUUCUUCCGAGCAAGUGUUCAGGAGGCUUUGGAACUCAAGCGUAUCCUUCACAUGUAUGAAAAGGCAUCUGGACAGGUGAUAAACCUUCAGAAAUCAUCUAUCUCCUUUAGUAGGUACACUCCUGUGGCUCUUCGGGACUCUGUAUGCUCAGUACUUCAGGUUGAGGAGAAACCAGAUUUUGAAAAUUAUUUAGGACUUCCUUCUCAUGUUGGGAAUAAUAAGAGGGAAGUAUUCAGUUUUGUUAAGGAUAGAUUGUGGAAAAGGCUGAAUUCUUGGAAGCAUCGGGCACUGUCUCAAGCAGGUAAGGAGGUUCUCUUGAAAACAGUCCUCCAAGCUUUGCCAAACUAUGUGAUGAGCUUAUUUUUACUUCCUCAGAUUCUUUGUGAUGAACUGCAACGCAUGAUGACUAGAUAUUGGUGGAGUAAGGGCGCGGAUCAAAAUCGGGGUAUUCAUUGGCUGGGUUGGCACAAAAUGGCAAAGCACAAAUCUGAUGGCGGGCUAGGUUUCAAAAUUCUUCAUAAGUUUAACUUGGCCAUGCUUGGGAAGCAGAGCUGGCACAUUAUCAACAGGCCUCAGUCCUUAGUGGCUCGUGUCCUUAAGGCCCGCUAUUUUUCAACACAAUCUUUCUUUGAAGCUCCUUUGGGAAGUAACCCUAGUUUUUUGUGGCGCAGCAUAUGGGAAACUCGAGGUCUGAUUCGAGCUAGGGCUUACUGGAGGAUUGGGAAUGGUCAGUCAGUUUCAGUCUGGGGGCAACCUUGGUUGAGAGAGCUGCCUGAGUCCCUGGUUUCCACAACCCCUCCUUUGAACUGUGCUAAAGUUGUUGUUUCAGAUCUCAUAAUUAACCACAGAUGGAACGAGAGUUUAAUUGCACAGAUGUUCAACGAAAGAGAUAGAAGUUGUAUUUUGAACAUCCCUCUUAGUCUUUCAUCGUGUUGUGAUACAUGGUGCUGGAAAUUCGAGUCCAAAGGUCACUAUUCGGUUAAGAGUGCAUAUAGGUUCCUGGUUGAUGGCUUUCAACAUAGGGAAGGGAGCGAGAUAUGGAAAAGGUUCUGGAAAGCUAAGUGCCCUUUUGCCCGCAGCUGCUGGUUAAGCUCGCCGUUGGGUUGGCCUGCGCCUUCUGCAUCUUCUUUAAAUGAGUGGUUUUCUUUAGCCUUCUCUUCUGCUUCUGUGGAAAAUGCCUCCCUUAUGCUAAUGAUCUUAUGGACUUUGUGGCAAAAUAGGAACAAUGUUGUAUGGAAGGGCCAGGGUCAGACUGCGAGUGGUGUGUUCUUCAUGGCUCUGAAUUUUUUGCAGCAAUGGAAAGCAGCCCGGGUCGUGUCCUCAGUAAGCACCAUUGUCGACCCGGCUCGCCCGAUCUGGUCUCCUCCGCCGCACGGUUGGAUCAAGGCGAACAUUGACGCCUCUUUAAGCUUGCAACGAGGUUCGGUAGGUUUCGGUUGUGUAAUCCGGAAGGAUGAUGGGAGUUUUGUGGCUGCUAGAGCAGGCUCCUUUUAUAGCCAGAUGGAUGCAAAGUGUGCUGAAGCUAUAGCAUUCCGGGAAGCAUUGAGCUGGAUUAAAGAGUGUGGAUGGGAUCAAAUUCUUUUCGAAUUGGAUGCUCAGGUCAAGGAGUUUGGAUUGAUAUUCCUCUUCCUCAUAUUGUUUCUUUGUUCUCUUUAA